GACCGGCUUCAUUCAUUCAAAAGUUUAUAUUAAUUCAACACAUAAAAUGACAGGAAAAAAUUUGUUGUUGAUUGGUAGCGGAGGCAGGGAACAUGCUCUGGCCUGGAAACUUCAACAAAGCAAAAAUGUUACCAAAAUUUUUGCAUUUCCUGGGUCUAUCGGAAUAUCAAAACUAGAAAAAGUUAUUCUAUUAAAUAACAAUGAGAUUAAUCUCAAUGAUUUCAAGGGCAUAGCGUCAUGGUGCAAAAUCAAUCACAUUGACCUAGUCAUAGUUGGACCGGAAGAUUCGCUUGCAGAAGGAAUCACAGAUGAACUCAAAACAGCAAAUAUUCAUUGCUUUGGUCCAUCAAAAGCUGGCGCGAGGAUUGAAUCAGAUAAAAGUUGGUCGAAAGACUUUAUGAUUAGACAUCAGAUUCCAACAGCUCGAUAUGGAUCAUUUACAGAUGCGUCAAAAGCAAAAGAGUUCAUUCGAAACACGCCAAAUGCUCUUGUAGUUAAAGCUAGUGGAUUGGCAGCUGGUAAAGGUGUCAUAGUAGCAGAAAAUGUUGAAGAAGCAUGUGAAGCUGUUGACGAAAUUUUAGGAGACCACAAAUUUGGAACAGCAGGUGAUGUGGUUGUAGUUGAGGAAAAACUUUCAGGUUUAGAAGUUUCUGUUUUGGGAUUUGUUGAUUCUAAUUCUGUACGAAUCCUUCCUCCUGCACAAGACCACAAAAGAUUAAAAGAUAAUGACAAAGGUUUAAAUACUGGAGGAAUGGGAGCAUAUUGUCCAUGUCCAUUAAUCAGCCAACAAGAACUUGACAUCGUUAAAAGUCAAGUCUUACAACGUGCUGUUGAUGGACUAAGGAAAGAAAACAUUAAAUAUAAUGGCAUUCUUUAUGCAGGAAUGAUGCUAACACCCGAUGGACCGAAAACAUUAGAAUUUAACUGUCGUUUUGGUGAUCCAGAAACUCAAGUAAUUUUACCGUUGCUGGACGAAGAUUUAUACGAUUUAAUGAUGGCAUCAUGUACAAAUCAUUUAUGUAAUGUUCCGGAACUAAAAUUUAAAUCAAACAUAAAUGCGGUAGGUGUUGUUAUGGCAUCAAAAGGAUAUCCUCAAACAUCAACAAAAGGAUGCGUGAUUGAUGGAAUUGAAAGUGUUGAAACGAUGGAUAAUCACAUCGUUUUUCACAGUGGUACAUCCAGAAAUGAAAAAAAUGAAUGGAUUACAAAUGGAGGGCGCGUUUUAAUUAACAUUGCUUUAGCCGAUAAUUUGAGAAAGGCUGCUGAAUUAGCAACCAACGCUUGUCAUGUCAUUAAAUUUGACGGCUCACAAUAUCGUCACGAUAUUGCAAAAAAAGCUUUCCAAAUACAUGCAUUGACCUACAAAGAAAGCGGCGUUGACAUUGAAGCUGGAAAUUCUCUAGUUGGAAGAAUAAAAUCUCUAUCAUAUGGCACUCAUCGAAGUGGAGUUGUAGGUCAAAUUGGUAGUUUUGGCGGUCUCAUGAGACUUAAUGACAUUAAAUAUAUCAAUUCAAAUGGUGAAGAGUCAAAUUACAAAGACAUCGUUUUAGUACAAGGAACUGAUGGAGUUGGCACAAAACUAAAAAUUGCUGAAUCAAUGAAUGUUUGGGAUACUAUUGGCAUUGAUUUAGUAGCAAUGUGUGUAAACGAUGUACUGUGUAAUGGAGCAGAACCUAUUGGAUUUCUUGAUUAUAUUGCUUGUGGUUAUUUAGAUGUUCCAACGGUUGCAACAAUCGUCAAAGGAAUUGCAGAUGGUUGCCGAAAGUCAAAUUGUGCAUUGAUUGGAGGAGAGACAGCAGAAAUGCCAUCAAUGUAUGGAAAAGGAAACUAUGAUUUGGCUGGAUAUUGUGUUGGAAUUACAGAGUAUGAUGAAAUUUUGCCAAAAAUUAAUGAUAUUCAUGUUGGUGAUGUUGUCAUUGGAUUACCAUCAAGUGGUAUCCAUAGCAAUGGAUUUUCGUUGGUUAACAAAAUUUUUGAACAAACUGAUUUCAAAUUAACUGACGAAGCAGAAUUUAGUGACUCUCACAAAUCAUAUGGUAUGGAGUUUUUAACACCAACAAGACUUUAUGUCUCUGAGACUCUUCCAUUCCUUCGUAAUGGUUAUGUAAAAGCUUUAGCUCACAUAACUGGUGGAGGUCUUCUAGAAAAUAUUCCUCGAAUUUUACCAAAUAAUUUGUCAGUUCAGAUUGAUGCGCUUACAUGGAAAAUGCCAAAAGUUUUUAGCUGGUUAGCAGCACAUGGUAAUGUAGAUGCUAAUGAAAUGUUGAGAACAUUUAAUUGUGGAAUAGGAAUGAUUAUUAUUAUGCCACGAAAUGAUAUUGAAUGGGAAGCUAUUCCUGAAGCUCGAAUGAUUGGCAGUGUAACGCAACGAGAUCAUAAUGGUCCGCAAGUGAUUGUAAAAAAUUUUAAAGAAGUCUUACAUAAAGAUGUAGCACAUUGGAAAAAAACAGAUGCAGAAGUAACUUCAAUUUGUUAUAAAGAUAGUGGAGUUGAUAUAACUGCUGGAAAUGAGCUUGUUGAUAAUAUAAAACCACAUGCAAAAUCAACAAAUAGGAAAGGAGUGCUUGGUGGUCUUGGCUCAUUUGGCGGAUUAUUUAGAAUAAGUGAGUGUGGAACAAAAUUUAAAGAUCCCAUGCUUGUAUUGGCAACAGACGGUGUAGGUACAAAAUUAAAAAUUGCUCAAAAUUUCGGUAAACAUGAUACUGUUGGGAUUGAUUUAGUUGCAAUGUGUAACAACGAUAUUUUAUGUAAUGGAGCAGAGCCUUUGACAUUUUUAGAUUACUUUGCAUGUGGAAAAUUGGAUGUAAGUGUUGCUACAAAUGUUAUAUCAGGUAUUGCUGAGGGAUGUCGCCAAAGUGAUAGCACAUUAUUAGGAGGCGAAACAGCAGAAAUGCCUGGAAUGUACAAACCAAAUGAAUAUGACCUAGCUGGGUUUUCUCUUGGCAUUGCCGAACAUGAAGAUAUUUUGCCAAGGAAAAAUUGUUUGGAAGUUGGUGACAUCAUAAUAGGAUUUCCAUCAAAUGGUGUCCAUAGCAAUGGAUUUAGUUUAAUCCACAAGCUUUUUGAAUUGACUGGUUACAAAUGGACUGAUAUUGCUCCAUUCAGUGCAUGCGGAAAGACAUUUGGUGAAGAAUUUCUAGAGCCAACAAAAAUUUAUGCUAAACAAAUUUUACCAGCAUUAAAAACGGGAUAUGUUAAAGCUCUUGCACAUAUUACAGGUGGUGGAUUGUGGGAUAACAUUCCGCGAGUUCUUCCAUAUAAUCUAACAGCAGAAUUAGAUGCAAAAAAAAUUAACAUUUCACCUGUUUAUGCAUGGUUAUCAUUAAAUGGCAACAUUGAUAAGUUAGAAUUACUUAAAACCUUCAAUUGUGGCAUUGGAAUGAUUAUGAUUGCAUCUAAAGAACAUGAAUUAGAAAUUUUCAAAUCACUUUAUGGAUCAAAAGCUUCUGUUAUUGGAAAGAUAAUCCCUACUAAGCCUCAUGGACAUCAAGUUAUUGUGAGACAUUUUGCAACAUGUUUCGAACGUGUUGAACGUUUACUGACUAUUCCAAAAAAACGUGUUGGUGUAUUGAUUUCUGGUAGCGGAUCAAACCUUCAGGCAUUGAUUGAUGCCACGAAAAAUACUUCUAUGGGAAUGUGUUCAGAAAUUAUUUUUGUUCUGUCUAAUAAAGCCGGAGUUUUUGGAUUAGAGAGAGCUGCAAAGGCUAAUAUCCCAUCUAGAGUGAUAAGCAAUAAAGAUUAUGCAACACGUGAUUCAUUUGAUGAAGCUUUACAUAAUGAGCUGAUCAAGCACAAUGUUGAAAUUAUUUGCCUUGCUGGCUUUAUGCGAAUUUUGACACCAGGUUUUGUGAAUAAAUGGAAAGGAAAAUUGUUAAAUAUACAUCCAAGUCUCUUGCCAAAAUAUAAAGGCAUUACGGCUCAAAGAGAUGCCUUAGAGUCUGGAGAUAACGAAACAGGAUGUUCAGUUCAUUUUGUCGAUGAGAAUGUUGACACAGGUGCCAUUAUAGUCCAGGAAAUCGUUCCAAUAUUGGAAAAUGAUACUGUUGAAUCUCUCACUGAAAGAAUACACGUAGCAGAACAUAUUGCAUUUCCUAAAGCAUUACGCUUAGUUGCAAGUGAAUACGUCCGAUUGAAUGGGCGUGAAACUGAAUGGGUUUAAAAAAAUUUUUACUAUACAAUUUCGAACGUAAAAAUUCAAUAUUUUGGCUUUCAAAUUUGUUUUGAUAUAUUAAAGAUAACUUCUAUCUAUGUUGCUUUUUUAAAGACAAACUGUUAAAAAACUAUAAACUAGUGCAUCGGGUAGAAACCCAAUGCGGACAUAUUCACACCUUUCGCAUCGAAAAUAUUAUUAAUAGGCUUAUCGUUUACGACAUAUCAAAAAUCAAAGCUUCAGUAAAAAGCAAAGCUUAGAUACUCAAAUAGAAAAUUAUAUUAUAAUAUUUUCAACUCAGGCUCCGUUUUUUUCAUAGAUCAGACUCAGCAUAGCUUACAAUCUUGGAUAGUAUUGCAAAUUCCGCUUUAUUUCAGUUGCUACUCCGUAAUCAAUCUGGUAAAUAGACCAGGCUUUAUCAUAGCAUAUAAUCAUGCGUUGUUAACAUUUAAUGUUCAAUUUAAUAAUACUUGGUGAGUUCGCUGAGCUUUGCUAAGUAAAUGUUUAAACAUUUAUACCUUGACGAAACAUUCUUAAGAAAUUCUGCUUAUUUUUUUUUUAUUCAAAGUUCAGUUUCAAAAAAAAAUCAUAGUGGUUAUUAAAAUGUGUAAGAAAUGAAGGUAUAUUGGGGAUAUUGCUUUU
Messenger RNA from Chironomus riparius, 4792 nucleotides. NCBI's taxonomy places the organism in Eukaryota, Metazoa, Arthropoda, Insecta, Diptera, Chironomidae. The record is from the annotation of a GenBank genome assembly.